CAUAGACAAAUGAUCCACACCACUCAUUCUGAACUUUAUCUCUCCAUCUUCCAGCCACCACCUUUAUAUAUAUACACACCGCAACCACUAUAUCAACAGCAUAUCAAACGCUGCAACUUCUCGAGUGAUUCUAAGCAAACACCUUGUUUUCUUCAGAUCUGAACCAGCAAUCUCCAAUUUGUCUUUCAAGUUCAUAAAGUGAUCAGUGUAUAAAAUGGCAAUUGGUCUCUCUGCUGUUUCUCAUGCCAAGCAGGUUCUCCGGCGCUCUCUUUCAUUCGGUAGAGAAGGAAUGUCCUCAAAACCCCCGAAAGGCCAGCUUGCAGUUUACGUUGGAGAGCAAGAGAAGAGGAGAUAUAUGGUGCCAGUCUCGUACCUGAACCAGCCUUUGUUCCAGGACUUGCUCAGUAGAGCUGAGGAGGAAUUUGGGUAUGAUCAUCCCAUGGGAGGACUCACGAUUCCCUGUUCAGAGGACACGUUUGUUGAUCUCAUUUCUCAGAUGAGUGAACUGUGAGAAGAGAGAGGGGGAAAAAAGCUAAUACAAUUUUGUAUAAUGAAUCCGGAAAAUCACCAGUCAUUGUAUUAUUUUCUUUUUGGACUGGAACAGUCUUAUUAUUAAAUGAUGACCCGUUUCAAAUCAAUCAGUAUAUUCUUUCACGUUCUUGAA
This is a messenger RNA of Punica granatum (pomegranate), 664 nucleotides long. The record is from RefSeq and is a predicted model, not a curated record. NCBI's taxonomy places the organism in Eukaryota, Viridiplantae, Streptophyta, Magnoliopsida, Myrtales, Lythraceae.